Molecule: messenger RNA, 2736 nt
Organism: Klebsormidium nitens
Lineage: Eukaryota; Viridiplantae; Streptophyta; Klebsormidiophyceae; Klebsormidiales; Klebsormidiaceae
Source: the annotation of a GenBank genome assembly
ACUGGCACGCGGACUCACGUCAGCGAGCAGGACGGUGCUUGAAACUUGUGGGCGCGCAUUCACUGUGUCAGUCAAGCAGCGGCUUGCUGCAGGACUGUAUCAAGCGGGCAAGAUCAUGGCGGCUGUUCUGGGCGGGCAAGGCAUGGAAUCCCUGGGGCCUGGGGGCCAAGAGCGUCCGGUUGCAGCGUGCAAAUAAGCCCCGUUUGUGCUUGCAGGACCAGCAUAUGAUUGGACAAAUGUCUGCAGCCUCGGGCGGCUGGUCUGCCCAGUGCGGGCUAUUCUGAAUACUCAAGCUUUCUUACUCAGGCACGAUAACGUGGCUAGGCCUCAGGACGUCACGUGAUCAAAGAUGUAUCGCAGCAUCAUUAUUGAAUCCUGUCAAAGGAGUCUUCAGUAGAUGAUGCUUCAUUGCUGGGCGUAUGCACGAGCCUUUAGUGGAAUCGUACCGUGAUUUUGGCAGGCCAUCACCUUUAAAGAGUGUGGCCAAGCAUUGGACAUUCUGUUGUAGCAUCCUGUAUAUAGGCAUUUGUAGGGAACAAGAAGGCCAUCGUUUGUAUCUAUUUUGUGGACCUACGCUGAUACACAGAAGGAAAGACUCUUGCUGCAAGACUCAUCAGUCAGCAGCCUCCCUGGUAGUUACAUAAGAAGGCAAGGGCUUCACUCAAGCAAGAAGGGCAGCAACACGUAAGGGAAGGUUCCUGUGGAAGUUUAGAGGUAUUUGAAACAGGUUUGGAAAGAGCAUGGGUCUCGGUGGAAGUCUUGGGCCCUUGCUCGGUCGGUGAUGCGGCGUAGCAAGCCCACAGACAGCAAGGAGAGAACUCUUCUGGAUUCAGAGCCUCUGACCCGUAAGCGAACCCGGCGCGCUUCAAGCUCUGCCAGUGGCGCAGCGCCCGGCUGCGAGAGCGCAGUAGCGGACCCUGACAAAAGUGCGUGCGAGUACGCCCAGGGAGGCGGCCCGCCAGCACUUGCCCCCAGGAGGGCAACCAACACACGGCCCGCGAGGCAGGCGCUCAGGAAAUCGGCAUCAAUUGGGGCCAACAGUAGCAAAAACGCGCAGGGCAUGGCCGCGCAGGGCCCUGUUGCUAGCAGCUCCAGCAUGGCGGCGGCGGGCGCGCUGCCCAUGGGGCGCACGUCGGGGGGGGGCGCCGUGGACACACUGCCCAAGGAGAUGCUGGACAUGAAACUCAGGGACGAGAGGAUCGACGCUGGCGCGGCGGGCGAGUUCGAGGGCAGCGUGAUGGAGGGCAGCAGCACGGACAUGGGCCACAUCAUCACGACCACGACGGGGGGCCGCAACGGGCAGCCGAAGCAGACGAUCAGCUACAGCGCGGAGCGCAUCGUGGGCAACGGCAGCUUCGGGGUGGUGUUCCAGGCGACGUGCCUGGAGAGCCAGGAGACGGUGGCCAUCAAGAAGGUGCUGCAGGACAAGCGGUACAAGAACCGCGAGCUGCAGAUCAUGCGCCUCCUGGAGCACCCCAACAUCGUCGCGCUCAAGCACUGCUUCUUCUCCACCACCGAAAAGGACGAGUUGUACCUGAACCUGGUGCUGGAGUACGUGCCGGAGACGGUGUAUCGCAUUGCAAAGCACUACAACAAGAUGCACCAGCGGAUGCCUCUCCUGUACGUCAAGCUGUACACGUACCAGAUCUGCCGCGCUCUGGCCUACAUCCACAACGGCAUCGGCGUCUGCCACCGCGACAUCAAGCCGCAAAACCUCCUGGUGAACCCGCACAGCCACCAGCUGAAGCUGUGCGACUUCGGGAGCGCCAAGGUGCUGGUGCGCGGCGAGCCCAACAUCUCGUACAUCUGCAGCCGCUACUACCGGGCGCCCGAGCUCAUCUUCGGCGCCACCGAGUACACGGCCGCCAUCGACAUCUGGUCCAUGGGCUGCGUCAUGGCGGAGCUGCUCCUAGGCCAGCCGCUGUUCCCCGGCGAGAGCGGCGUGGAUCAGCUGGUGGAGAUCAUCAAGGUGCUGGGCACGCCGACGCGCGAGGAGAUCAAGGCCAUGAACCCCAACUACACCGAGUUCAAGUUCCCCCAAAUCAAGGCGCACCCCUGGAACAAGGUGUUCCACAAGCGCAUGCCCCCCGAGGCCGUGGACCUGGUGUCCCGGCUCUUGCAGUACUCCCCCGCACUGCGGUGCACGGCGCUUGAGGCGUGCGUGCACCCCUUCUUCGACGAGCUGCGGGACCCCAACACCCGCCUCCCCAACGGACGGCCUCUACCGCCGCUCUUCAACUUUAAGCCCCAGGAGCUGAAAGGGGCCACCCCCGACAUCCUGCAACGGCUCAUCCCGGAGCAUGCACGCAAGCAAAACACGCAUCUCGGGCUUCUCUAGACUGCCCCCCUCUUUUCUUGCUGCCCGCUUUUCAGGGCAGCCCCCGGAACAUUUUCGAAGUGGUACAUUAUAGGGCUAGGGAGUAGUGUUGCAGAUUGUAGGGAGACGAAUCAGCAGGAGAGGAACGGGCCUCACUCUGCGAGGGAGGGAGCGCGAAGCAUCUCGCCGUGUGAUGGAUCGAUGUGUGUUGCAGGCCUUGAGGCCCGGAAGUACAGCCAAGACUGUUAAAUAUCAGUAAUAACGAGCGUGUCUUCGAUCCAGCCGCCCUCCUUCCAGCUUGGCCGGCAUCGAGGCUGCUCAAGUAGGUGUCCACUAACAAAUGAUGAGCUGGAAACGACAUGGAUGGCACUUAGUAUGCUCAAUCUUAUGGAAAUGCUCUGAAUCUGUUUGAUUCCCGG